Messenger RNA from Talaromyces atroroseus, 1212 nucleotides. RefSeq lists its product as hypothetical. Gene Ontology annotation, molecular function: hydrolase activity. NCBI's taxonomy places the organism in Eukaryota, Fungi, Ascomycota, Eurotiomycetes, Eurotiales, Trichocomaceae. The transcript is spliced from 3 exons. The coding region runs from base 1 to 1212 and encodes 403 amino acids. The record is from RefSeq and is a predicted model, not a curated record.
AUGGCACACCCAACCAUGAAGAAAGAGGAGUUUCUUCGCAUACAACCACACACUAAUGAAUUGAUAUUAGCACAUGGAUCAAAAAAGUCGCCUUAUAGUCAAAGGUCAAGCAUGACCCUAUCCGAAAUACUCGAUCUCCCUAUUGCCCUGUUUUCGCUGCCUAUCGUGGGAUUUCUAGCUCUUCUCACAGGUCCCUUUCGUGCCAGGAAACAGAAAUUCAAUCCCAAGCAGUCAAUUGCUGCGAGUUUGCUGCUGCAUGUUGGUUAUGCGGUUCUGAGGAGAUCAUUGCUACCAUCCACUAUUACUACUUACAAGUUCUUUAUCUGGGGACAUGGGCUCAAGGACCAGAGUAUUGCCCUCGGUGAAGGCGCCACAGGGCACUGGUUGGGAAACCCAAAUGCCAAGAAUGUGCUCAUUUGGAUUCAUGAAAUCCUGGAACUAAAACACGAAGUAGGAGGAGGUUGGGCUGUGCCCGCGAAUAGAGGCUACUUUGCCUUCUUUCACAAAUUCCUGAAGGAAAUGCGCGCAGCAGGCAAAGACAUUGCCGUCUUUGCAGUCGCGUACACACUUGCUCCCAAAGCUGUCUAUCCAACCCAAUUUCGCCAGAGCGUCACGGCCGUGCGAUACAUUCUCGAAAAGACUGAUCGCAAGGCCAGCAACGUAUAUCUAGGUGGAGACUCGGCGGGCGGUAAUCUCGUGCUCGCUGUUCUAAGCCAUAUUGCACAUCCUCACCCGGAGAUUGAGCCACUCAAACUCGCCGCUGGCGAAGAGAUAGGCGGCGCAACACUGUUGUCGCCCUGGUCAUCACUUGAGACGACGUUCCCGCCGCUGGAGACAGAGCCGCUGGGUGAUUUGAUUCAUCCGGGAUGCGCCAGACCCUGGGCAGGGAGUUAUUUGGCUGAUCGCGAGAGAGACAACUAUACUGACCCACGGCUAGCGCCUAUUGGGUGGUGGCAUGAUGUUCCUAUCAAACACGUAUUGGUUACUGCUGGUGGGUACGAAUUGUUAUUGCCGUUUAUCGAAGACUUUGCAGACAGAUUGAUAGAAGGUCUAGGGGAGGGCAAAGUAGAGUAUUUUGUGGGCCCUAGAGAGGCACAUGUGGCACCUAUGUUCAACUUGCUUUUGGGCGACAGGGCGGAGACAGAGCAGGGCAAAAGGAUCAAAACGUUCUACAGGGAGGUGAUCAAUAAUGAUAGACUCCCCUCACUGUAG